Molecule: messenger RNA, 480 nt
Organism: Cynocephalus volans (Philippine flying lemur)
Lineage: Eukaryota; Metazoa; Chordata; Mammalia; Dermoptera; Cynocephalidae
Product: ubiquitin-ribosomal protein eS31 fusion protein-like
Exons: 1
Coding region: 13-480 (155 amino acids)
Biological process (GO): modification-dependent protein catabolic process; translation; protein ubiquitination
Cellular component (GO): cytoplasm; nucleus; ribosome
Molecular function (GO): protein tag activity; RNA binding; structural constituent of ribosome
Source: RefSeq, a predicted model, not a curated record
AUCGUCACCAAGAUGCAGAUUUUCCUAAGAAACCUUAUGGGGAAGACCAUCACUCUUGAGGUUGAACCCUCGGAUACAACAGAAAACGUAAAGGCCAAGAUCCAGGAUAAGGAAGGAAUUCCUCCUGAUCAGCAAAGACUGAUCUUUGCUGGUAAGCAACUGGAAGAUGGACGUACUUUGUUUCAUCAUAACAUUCAGAAGGAGUCAAUUCUUCUCCUUGUGUUGAGACUUCAUGGUGGUGCUAAGAAAAGGAAGAAGUCUUAUACCACUCCCAAGAAGAAUAAUCAUAAGAGAAAGAAGGUUAAGCUGGCUGUUUUGAAAUACUAUAAGGUGGAUGAGAAUGGCAAAAUUAGUAGCCUUCGUUGGGAGUGCCCUUCAGAUGAAUGUCGUACUGGAGUUUUUAUGGCCAGCUACUUUGACAGAUGUUAUUGUGGCAGAUGUCGUCUGACUUACGGCUUCAACAAACCAGAAGACAAGUAA